UAGGAUAAAAUUUGAAAAUUUUUACAGAAUUUUCUGAAUGAAUCACAAAAAACAUUUCAGGAGUUCAGUGUUUCCAGGUCAUUCAUAUUAAAUCUCAUAUAUUGUGUUGUUUCAAAAAAUUCAUCUUCCAAACAGGUAUCAGUUAUCUGUGGUACCUUUUCAGGCCUAAAGUUUAUUACAACUAUGGGCCCCGAUGGAGGUUUAGAUGAUGCAUCGUUUUGGAAAACAAAAUAUGAGGAAGUCAAAUAUGAAAUGGAGGAAUUUCAAGAGAGCUCCAGAGAGCUGGAGCAAGAAUUGGAAGCACAAUUAGCUCAAUCGGAAAAGAAAAUCAAAGACCUUGAAUCAAAUUUAUCACGAUGUCAAAUGGAAAAUGAAUCCCUAAAAAGUAAAUUGAACAAAGUGACCAGUGAAAGCACGGAUCAAAUUCAUCAACUGCAAAAGGCAUUAGCUGAAUACCAAGCUGUUAAUGAAAAAUUAUCUCAUUCAAUAAGGAUUCUUGAGCAAUCAAACGAUGACUUAGAAAGAGCCAAGAGAGCCCUAGUUGCAUCUCUAGAAGACUUUGAGUCCCGGUUAAACCAUCAGAUAGAAAAGAAUGUUCUCCUUGAAAAUGAAUUGGGAGAAAAAGAAGAACUCGAAGUGGUUGUUCAAAGGCUUAAGGAUGAAGCACGAGAUCUACGAUAUGAAUUGACUGUUCAAAAACAGAAGGAGCCUAAUAACAAGAGUACCAAGGGUACACCAUCUAAUAGUGACCCUCGUCGAUCUUCAGUGCUCUCACCGUCCGAUGAAAGUUCAACCAAUUCAAUACCAGCUAAAAGUCCACCCACAAAUUCCAGUGUAAAUAGUAAACCUCGUUUAUUUGGUUGUCAUUCGUCCCCCAGUGUAGAGGAUAAAAUUAAUUUUAGCCCGAUGAAACAACCUCGAGCUCAUAAAACUCUAUUAUCGCCUUCAACACGCAUUUCAGCGCUAAGUAUGGUCAGUGACCUACUUCAUAAAAUUGGCGCUUUAGAAUCUAAACUAGACUCCUGCCGAUAUUGAAACCAUCCAAACAAACGAAAAAACAAGAUCAUGCAAUAAGCAGUUUAUUCAUUCAGUGGAAAAAGAGAGCAACCAUUUCAGGAAAAACAAUUGUCACCUUAUUAUUAUAAAAAAACACAUAAUAAAGCAAACAUUUAACAAAUA
This is a messenger RNA of Tetranychus urticae (two-spotted spider mite), 1179 nucleotides long. RefSeq lists its product as uncharacterized. Gene Ontology annotation, cellular component: kinesin complex; centrosome; kinetochore. Gene Ontology annotation, molecular function: microtubule binding. The record is from RefSeq and is a predicted model, not a curated record. NCBI's taxonomy places the organism in Eukaryota, Metazoa, Arthropoda, Arachnida, Trombidiformes, Tetranychidae. Gene Ontology annotation, biological process: mitotic centrosome separation; centrosome localization; microtubule nucleation.